Molecule: messenger RNA, 4259 nt
Organism: Belonocnema kinseyi
Lineage: Eukaryota; Metazoa; Arthropoda; Insecta; Hymenoptera; Cynipidae
Product: E3 ubiquitin-protein ligase RNF123-like
Exons: 13
Coding region: 308-4036 (1242 amino acids)
Cellular component (GO): cytoplasm
Molecular function (GO): protein binding; ubiquitin-protein transferase activity
Source: RefSeq, a predicted model, not a curated record
UUGACAGCGAUCAGCUGUUCCGUCGCGUGGAAUCGCUUGUCGCGAUCGCGAAAAAAAUUAAAACAUAACAGAAAGAAUUUCACUUUUCGACGGUUCAAAAUCCAUGUCAACGUGAGUGAAAAAUUUCCAAAGUUUCAAGUCUCUUGCUGUUUUCCGAAUCUCAGAAAGAUGAAAAUUUUUGGCUUCCUUCGCUCUAACCUCGAAACAACAAUGCAAUAAACACGAAACACACUAAACGUCAAAUGGAUUUUAUUUUCCCUGCAAAAAAACUUGUAAAUUUGAUGCGCAGAAAAACAAUAGUAUCAACAUGAAAUCUGAGGACAUGCUUCGAAAUAUUUUCGGGAAGGAUUGUUUCGAUGUGUCGGAUUCGCUCAGUCUUGGAAAAUCAAAAGAAGAGAAUGCAACUUAUUCUAGAACACUGCACAGUUUGAGUUUGGCUGACGAAUACAUAAAGACUGCACUCUCUGAGAAAGAAAUUCCAGAAAGCUUGAAAGAUUUUCGAGAAGGAAGAUUAGGACCAAAGCUUGUGAGAUUUGAACUCUCAAAUCCACUUGGCCAAUAUUAUUUAUCACCUGAUCGACUCAGCGUCAAUUCUCAGGGAAAUUUUAGUACAAUUCGAGCGAAUACGGCAGUUUUCAAAGGCAAAUGGAUGUUUGAACUACAAUUAGGGACGAAGGGAAUUAUGCAAGUUGGCUGGGGAACGCCGAAGAGUAAAUUUAAUCACAUUGCUGGUGUUGGUGAUGAUCCAAAUUCCUACGCGUACGACGGAAACCGUGUGAAAAAAUGGAACGUGGCUCCAGAAAAAUACGGUGAACCUUGGCUCUCGGGCGAUAUCAUCGGUUGCGCCCUCGACAUGGACGAGGGGACGAUCGACUUUUACCGAAACGGUCGACCGCUAGGUCGAGCUUUCGAAAAUGUUGCCAUGGGUUCCGGAAUUGCCUAUUUUCCAACUGUCAGUCUCGCCCUCAGCGAGAAUUUAACCGCCAAUUUCGGAUCGACGCCCUUGCAUUAUCCGGUCGAGGGUUACCAGACUCUUCAAGCUCCUCCACAGGAACAUCUCGACAAGGCUGAUCUCCUGGUCAAGUGGUUCUCGAAUCUCAUCGAGCAGAUUCGCCACGUCAAGGAAUCUGGCAGCAAAACCUUCUCCGGGGACAAAACUAUGAGCGUUCGAGCUUUUCUUGUCUGUCUCGCGAGAUCGAUUGUACAAAAUAUUGGACCACUUCUCAGGAUACCUUACGUGACUGUAGGGAUUUUCGUUCCUUUCGUGAGGAAACUCUGUGGAAUACAGAAGGAGACAAAACUGAAGCUGAGAAAAAAGGAGAACGGAGAUUCGCUGGUGAUUUGCUUGGAUCUUCUCUGGACUUUUUUAGAAAAUCAAGAGAUACAGGCGUGUUUAGAAAAUACUGUCGUUUAUUUGUUGUCGGAAUUUAGACACGUUUCGCUCCUCCUGGAAUAUCCUGACCAGUGCAAAAGUCUGGCACUCUUGACCUGCUUUUGUCGACACGCGAGAACGAGAAGACAUCUGCUGCAGAGUGUCCUUUUUGAUAGAGUGAGAUUUGCCAAUUUUGUGCAUGUCAAGCCGCUUGAUGAAAUCGGAUUGGCGGAGGUGGUCAGCGAGACUUGGUGGGAAACUGAUCCGGUUGAUCCGAUCGUUGAAAUUAACAAGGAACGGUAUCUCAGAGCUUGCGAAUUGAUCGAGUCGUCCGUUUCGGAGGUAGAAGCUCUACAAGUGGAAUUAUUGGUCACUCUUUUGGACAACAGUGACGGGACAGAUAAGCUUCCGACUUCACGGACUAUUUUUUUGAAAAAAUUUCGAAGCUUUGUCCAUGAAAAUUUAAUUUCAAGUCGAACGAUUCCAGUUAUGAAAACACCGUUGCCGAUCACUCUUUGCUGCUUUCAUCGACUUCUUGUGGCUUUUAGAAUCCUUUGGGACUCCGAAGUCGGAUCGAAUCCUUGCAUUCCUUGCAGAACAUUUUACGACGGAUCAAUUAAUUACAGUGGAAUCGACAGACUCGGUGGGGUUUUAUCGCACCUGAACAAAACCUACAAGAACGAAUUGCUUCACCUUUUAGGUCCCGAUCACGAAAUUGUCGUGAGUCUCGAGCAAACACAAGAAGCGACGACAACAUUUGUCGGAACGUCGAAUAGAAUUGUAGACAUGCCUGUGAUAAUUCCAGCCGUAGCUCGAAUUUUUAAUAUGGGAAAUUCCGUGGUGCCGCUUUGGGAGCGACUUGGAUACUUUCCUUACAAUAGAGAAGACAGAUCACCAAUGCGCCUUGGUCGAGCGAAUCCUGCACUUUCCUUGCUCGAAUUGCUGGACGGAAUUAUUCUUUUUUACCACGUAGCGGCGAAAAAACAAAUCGCGAAAGUUGCCAGUCUCCGGGACAGUAUGUCGGAAUAUGUUAAAGCUCUGGGAGACCUCAAAUCGAGACUGAAACUUGUUGAGGAAAAUGAAGAUCCUGCUACGGAGGUGAUUCAGAAAGAAUUAAUCAGAACGAUAGAAGUCUUCGACACAAAACUUGCCGAACAAGCAAGACACAUGGCAUGGGUACGCGCCGCAGUUUACACCGAAGAAAAACAGUUGCAACUCUCCUGGCUCCUAAAAUCCGUUCUCACCACCCUGAAAUCGGCGAGCGACGAGGGAAAUAUGUUGAGCUUCGUUCCCGACUUCUACCUGGAGGCUCUCACCGAUUUGAGUCUGGGUCUCAGAUCUCACGUUCAUCCGACCGUGCCAAUCGAAAACAUUCCCGAGUACCAGGAGAUGCUUCGCGAUGUCGCCGAAUUUCUCUGUGACCACUUCCUCGACGCAAGAAUCGUCCACGCGAACGCAAAAGACACUCUUGUCUUGACCCUCGCCGGAUUUGUUUCCAAUCCAAUGACCCUGAAAGCGAUGGAAAGUGUCCCGGAGAAAUCGAAAAUUAACGUAAUCGCGAGUUUAUUGAGACCUUACGAAAAUCGAGCCUGGGCUCAGUCCAACUGGAUUCUAGUCAGAUUCUGGCAAGGAAAUGGAUUCGCUUUUCGAUACAAACAUAGUCCGCAUCUCGAGAAUAAAGUUGGCCCGAAGAUUUUCCCCCAGGAGUCAAUCUCUCAACCGAUUAAGCCUUGUCCCUCGCCCUUGUUUCAAAAACAUGUGAGAGAAGCUUUGAUUAGCGAUCCGCAGAGAUCGACUCAGUUUAUAAAUUCGCUCCUGAACCAAUUAAAUUGGGCAUUUUCGGAAUUUAUUGGAAUGAUACAGGAAAUUCACAAUGCGAGUUUGAGACCGGAUACGGUUUUUAUUGAAUCUAGGCAACUUAAAGUGGGAGCCACUUGUUUUGAAUUGGCGAUAUCAUUGCUGAGAGUCUUGGAAAUGAUUUCGACAAUUGCUAAAAAUGUCUUCACUGAUAAUUUAUUGGCUCGACUUUGCCAGUUGUUGUGUAAUAUAUUGAACAGAGUGAGCUCACAAACAAGUAGUUUUCAACAUGUAGUAAUGAUGGCGAUUCCGGAUCUCGAUAAAGUCGAUCAUUUUCCGAUUUUGGCAGUUGUCAUUGGAAUUUUAUUGGCUCUUCUUGAAGAGGAAAUUAACGAUGUUUCGAGAAAUGGGGAAAUACCUAGAGUUGCUAGAACAUUAUUAACAGAGCCGAGUUUUCAAAUGAGUUCCCUCAGUUACGUUUUGGGAGAGACAAAAGGGAAAAGUUCCAAGGGCAAAAGUAUUAAAAUCUUCUCCUUCGCAAACUAUAAGAGCGACGUAACCGAGGAUGAAAUAUCCCGGGUGCGAGAAAUGAUAAAAUUUCUCGAUUCGACGAGCCGGACCAUGCCAGAAACAAAAUUGACCAGCGACGACGAAGACACUUGCACGAUUUGCUACGCUUUUCCAAUCGCGGCGACAUUCAAGCCCUGCAAUCAUCAGUCCUGCCGAGCCUGCAUCGAUCAUCAUCUCUUGAAUAGCCGGGAAUGCUUUUUCUGCAAAGCAAGUAUUGAGAAAGUCGUUGAUUUGGCCCAAAUUACGAUCCACGACUUCACCACUGACAGUAAAACCGCUCAAAGUUCGGUCUCGUGAUCUCGACGAAAUUCCGAGUCAGUCGCUAAGUCUAUUUUUAACAGACUCUGGUGUAAAUAAGCCAUCAAAUGUUCCAUAAAAGAAGAGAAAGAGAGGAUUUAUUAUAGUAUGUACUUACUAUUGAAAUUUUAAGUCUAAGACCAAAGCUUCAACGUGUAAAAAUCUAGUCCAAGAAUAAUAAAAAAGAGAGAAGAAGAGAAUUAAAAUUUAAGUUGGAGAAAAA